Messenger RNA from Rhipicephalus sanguineus (brown dog tick), 2217 nucleotides. RefSeq lists its product as uncharacterized. The coding region runs from base 1 to 2217 and encodes 738 amino acids. Gene Ontology annotation, molecular function: aspartic-type endopeptidase activity. The record is from RefSeq and is a predicted model, not a curated record. NCBI's taxonomy places the organism in Eukaryota, Metazoa, Arthropoda, Arachnida, Ixodida, Ixodidae. Gene Ontology annotation, biological process: proteolysis. The transcript has 4 exons.
AUGCAUUCCUCCUUGCGACUAUGCGGGAAACGGGAGCGGCCGGCACUGAGGACGACCAGUGCCCCAGAGGCCCCCGAACGUUGUCCAUCAGUGUUUUUGCUCACCGACCGCGACAGCGGCCUUCGAUUCCUCGUGGACACCGGCGCUGAGGUGAGCGUGUUGACGGUUGGGUCCACCGAUUGCCGUGUCCCCAGUGCGGCCCACCUUCAGGCGGUCAACAACACAACCAUCGCCACCUACGGACAUCGCUCGCUGCCACUCGAUUUAGGCUUGAACAGAACGUUCCGGUGGAUAUUCAUCGUGGCAGCAGUGAAGUUUGCCAUCUUGGGUGCGGACUUUCUUCGGCAUUUCGGCCUUCUCGUCGACGUGUGCAACCGCCGCCUUCACAAUCCCGUGUCGCAGGCAACUCUGCUAGGCAGUCCCUCGCAACACCCUCCGCUGAGCCCCACUGCUCGGGCCGUCCGGUGCAGAACGUUUUACUCGCAUUCUACAGGAGUUUCCCGAGUUGACGAGGCAGCCGCCAGCCAGCGCCCCGGUGAAGCACGAGGUACGCCCCCAGGCAGCACAGCACAUUGGGCGCUGAACCAGGUAACGACUCCAGACAGGUACCCGGUACCGCAAAUACACGACGUCACGACGAGGCUUCACGGUGCCACUAUCUUCUCGAAGCUCUACCUGAUGCGGGCAUACCAUCAGAUUCCCGUUGCCCCAGAGGACGUCCCGAAGACCGCCAUCGCAACGCCUUUCGGACUUUUCGAAUUCCUCCGAAUGCUAUUCGGACUACGAAACGCGGGUCAGACGUUCCAGCGGUUCAUGGACGGUGCUAUACGCGGUCUCAACUUCUGCCAGGCCUAUCUUGACGACUUGCUAGUCGCCAGCAGCACUCCGGAAGAGCACGUGAAUCAUCUGCGCAUCGUCUUCCAGCGCUUAGUGGAGCAUGGCGUGGUCGUUAACGUGGCCAAAUGCGAGCUUGGUGUGCGACAGCUCUCGUUUCUUGGACACGUCAUCUCCGCCUCAGGAGUUCUUCCUCAACCCAACAAGGUUAAAGCUGUCGAACAGUUCCCACAAGCCAACACUAAACGUCAGCUCAGUGAGUUCCUUGGUCUCGUGAACUACUAUCGCCGUUUCAUCCCCCAGUGUGCCACUAUUCUACAACCUCUCCACCUCCUGCUGUCGACACACGAAGGUGCCGCUAAGGAUACCAAGGAUGCCGCUAAGGAGCUCUACUGGACGGAGGGCGCCCAAGCGGCCUUCCAAGAGAUCAAGAGAUGUCUUGCCGACGCCGCGCUCCUCACUUACCCGCAACCGGGAGUUCCGCAGUGCGUCAUGGUCGACGCAUCGAACGUAGCUCGGUACGGCACGUUCGGGCGCGAACUGCUGGCACUCUACGCGACAAUCCGGCACUUCCGGCAUUACUUAGAAGGCACCGAAUUCUUUGUCUUGACGGACCACAAGCCUCUCAUGUAUGCCUUGCGGUCGCUGAAUGCUGAGGGGGGCGCCUUUACAGCCCGCGAACUGCGGCAGAUGUCAUACAUAUCUGAAUUUACCACGGACAUCCGCCACGUCAAAGGCGGCGACAACGAGGUAGCGGACGCCCUCUCACGGAAUCCUCUGAACGCCAUCACGCCCACACUACCGGUUGAUUUUCCCGCUUUGGCAGCCGUUCAACGUGAAGAUGACGAACUGAAACACCUAUUGACCGCGACCACUGCCCUGAAUCUUGAGUGGAUCCCAGUUCCCGGAUCCGAGGACAAGCUGCCGGGAGAGUUCUUUCCGCGCGGCUCAGAGGAGGCAUCCAUAGCUUCCAGCGACUAUGCACUUCGCCUACGCAACGUCAUGAGCAAAUUGCGCGUGGUACCUCCACGGCCCCCAGAGUCGCGUGUGGUGCACGUCGACCCACAACUCACAUCGUGCCCAUAUGUGCUUGUACGACACGACGCGGUUCGGCGAUCUCUUCAGCCACCCUAUGAUGGGCCGUUUCAAGUCCUCCGCCGUGGCAACAAACAAUUCACAAUCAAGAGAAGCGGCCGUGAGGAGUUGGUGCCGUUGGACCGCAUCAAGCCAGCACACAUGGACCGUGACGACGCCGUGUUGCCUCCACUAAGGGAAUCACCGCCAGAACCCCCAGCUUCAAUGCCAGCCCAAGUCCACGAGGUGCCCUCCCGGCUGACGCACAGCGGGCGGCUAUUAAGAGCACCCACUCGCCUGGACCUUUAA